Molecule: messenger RNA, 552 nt
Organism: Parnassius apollo (apollo)
Lineage: Eukaryota; Metazoa; Arthropoda; Insecta; Lepidoptera; Papilionidae
Source: the annotation of a GenBank genome assembly
AUGUCACCUUCUUAUCAGACCUUUCAAGAAAAAGAUAAUCAGACGCAGUCUUUUUUGGCAAAUAAUAUUUCCAGUUUACCAGAUUGUCUGAAAUGCAAGCAAAAUAUACAGCCUGAGCCAAUAAUUAAAAUUUUAUUCAAUGUAAAGGUCAAUUUUGAAGAAUUACUGCUCGACAAAAUAAAACAGGAUAAGAAAUAUAUUAAUUAUCAAACAAAGAAAACACGUGUCGCUAAAGGAGCUGAAAUAAUAACUUCUAAACAAUUAGAAGAUUUGGAAAAGCAAAGUAACGAAACAGCGUCAAAAAAAGCUAAGCCGAAAAAAAGGAAGUCAAUAAAAGAUAUAGAUUUCGCAGAUGCGGGACCUUCAGGUAUAGAAAAAGUGACUAAACAGAAAAAACAGGGUAAGAAAAAACAUAAAAAGGAAAUAGAUUCGAAUGAAUCUUCGUCUGAUAUUUCUGAUUUGAUAAGCCUCUACAGUGACUACAUAGACAUUGAUCAAUAUUAUAACGAUGAAACACUCCAUGAAACACACAAAAUUGGCCAGAGGAUUUAA